This is a messenger RNA of Chara braunii, 2618 nucleotides long. NCBI's taxonomy places the organism in Eukaryota, Viridiplantae, Streptophyta, Charophyceae, Charales, Characeae. The record is from the annotation of a GenBank genome assembly.
CCGGGGAGAGUCUGCAAGGGUUGUCUCGCCAGGGUGGUCGGCAUGGGGACGGCACAGCGCCGCCAGCAUGAGCCUGCCCCGGACCAUGUUCAGGACACAUUCAAGGUCCGCUCCCCUGUGUAUCGGUACCUGGUUGUCGGCCAGAAGGUCGACAAGAAGGGGGUCAUAAUGGUCCGUUGCACGUUUUGCAACGAAGUUUUCCAAGGGACCCUGUUUCAGGCCACAAGGCACUUCACACAAACGAACUACUGUAAGGACGUCAGUGACGAGGCAUUGUACGAGAUCGCGCAAAGGACUCAACAAAAUUUCGAGGCCGAUCAGAUGGAGAGGGUUGCCAGGUAUGCAACGGAGCGCGGACUCGAUGUGCCCGGCACGGGUGGUGCAAGGGGAGGAGAGGCGGGGCGGCGUCUGGUGGAGGGAGGGGUCGGGGGAGAUGGUGGGCAUGGUGCGCCAGACCAACGGUUGGGGUGUGGAGGCGGUGACACAGAGGAGGGCGUGAUCCUCGUCCAUCGAGAGGUGUGUGGCCCGGGCAAGGAGGGAGUUCCGGAACACGAUGACGUGCCAGAGUUGUAUCCAGGCAUUGGGGAGAGGAUGGAGGACUGGCAGACACGAGCAGGCAAAGGACCUGCAACGGAGGGGUCUUCCAAGAGGAAGGAAGGAGGAACUGAUCCGGCUGCCACCCCAGCAGGAAAGAGGUUUCGCCAGCAGAAGGUAACUGAGGUCUACGGUGGCAAGCUGUUGGCCCUGCAGGACACUUUGCACGACAUGAUGCGAGGGGAUGACGCGCGGGCAUUUGCUUUCAUCCCGUGGUCCGCCGAUGUGAGCAUCAUGGCGUGUUGGGUGCGCCGACAGAUCAGAUGGGAUCCAUGGUGGCAGAGGGUGGCCACCAUUGUCCAUAUCAUGCAGCCCGUCAUGGACUUGCUUAGGCAGAUGGAUCGUGGAGAACAGUACAUGUCCCUCAUGAUCGAGUGGACACAGGAUCUUUUCCGCCGUGUCACGGACGCAUGCGCUCCUUUGGGGAAGUCGUUCGCCGACCGGAUCAUCAAGCGUGUGCAGGCUUGCACACAGCACAUGCUUGGCUCACUGCGCAGGACUCCACGCAAGCGGGGAGUGCCUCCUCGUCCACGCCCCGUGCCUGCAGAGGGAGGCGCUGCACUUGGAGAGAGUUCGGGGGCGGAGGGGUUGAGGAUGCCUCGUGGAUCCCGCCGUGAGCAGACGGUUGCAGAGGCUUGUGCGAGGGUUGUUGUGUUGAGGAAGGGAGGAGGCCUUGUCACCAUCGAGGAGGAUGAUCCUGAUAUGGAUGCGGCAGUGCGGGAGGAGGACGAGGACUAUGAGGGCGAGGAGGAGGGAGAGGAGGAGAGCAAGAGCGGUUCCGAUGAUGGUCAAGUGUAUGGUCAAGAUAAUGUUGCGGUUGAGACACAUGGUCGGAGAGCGACUGCAGGAUCAUCACGCUCCGAUGUGCCGAUGCACAUCAAUGAAGCAGAUGAUCUAGAUGUUUUAUAUGAUCAUGACCUCUAUGCUGAUGAUGAUUCCAGAAUCCACAAGUACAUUGAAGAUUGUGAACAGUAUGCGUAUACCAUGGCAAGGGAGAUGCAUGAUAUGGAACAGCAUAGGCAUCAAUCGAAUGCUGUCGUGCGGUAUGGUGUGGUGGGUAAGGUUCCAAAUGAUCAUGCCUUGAGGGAAGUAUUUGGUAGGUUUGUUACGGACAACCAAGGACUUCGUUGGACUCAGGAUGAGUUAUUGGAUAUGUUGAAGAAGAAGGAGGUGGCAGUGGAUGCUGUUAAGAGUGCGUUGGCCAACAUUGAGGUUAACGCAAAGUCAGUGAUGGAAAAAUUCGUUCAAGAGGCACAAAACGAUGAGGUGAGAGAUUCCUCUGUGCCCGAUACUGCGCGUGUCCAAGAAGAGCCAAAAGUUAAUAUGGACAUUGAGAUGCGGGUUCGUUCUCGGAUGAGGUCGAAGAUUCGAGAUGAUUUGAUUGGCGACUCCCGAAUUCCGUAUAAGUAUGACACUCGUGCUAAGAGGAAAGCAAUGACAACCGUCAAUAUCACUGGACAAGAUACGAAUGUUGGAUCAAAAGUUGGAGCCCAACGUUCUGAGAGGUCAAAGAAAAGUGAAAAUGAUGAAAGGUCAGUGAAUCUUGGAAGUGAAUGUGCUCGGGACGAUCAUCGUGCUAUUAGUGAUGUUGAUCGUGGAUGUUCCCAAGUGAAUACCUUUGAUGGUGCUGAAAAGAUGGUUGUGGAGGGGGAUGGUGAUCAUUAUUGUGGUGAUGGGGAUGGUUCGUGUGGAGCUCGGUCGGGUAAGCCCUUGAAGCUUACAUUUGCUGAUGACGAGGAUGAUGACGUUACGGGUGAUUCAAAAGAAGACUGCGUUCAUUUUACAUUCAAGAGAAGAAAGAGACGUGGUGCGACCGAUAUGCUCGAGGCUACGUUGGCUGAUAAUCAUGUGGCACGACAACCCAUUGUUAAUGAAACGGCAACUCAGAUUGCAAGAGCACUGUGUGAGUUGCCUGCUGAUGCACUUGCAUCUCUUCCGUUUGCUUGCUGGACGUGGACGUGUUAAUGAUUCGUCUUCGCAAUCUCAACGCAGUGGACGCGAAAGACAUAUUUGCGGCACAUCGC